GCACAGCGGCAGUUCCAACAACUUACAAGUAACAAACACUUCUCCCUUCCUUCCUCCGCACUCCACCUCCGCGGCGUCGCCAUGGACGCCGACCUCGUGCAGCGCUGCCUCGAGGCCGGCGGCCGCGACCUCCUCCUCCAUCACCCCUCCUCUCCUCCCUCCCCGUCCUCCGCCUCCGCCGCCGCAUCCUCAUCCAUCCUCCAGUCCCUCCCCCUCCACGUGUCAUUCGACCGCGGGUACUACCUCCUUGUGAAGGCGAUCCAGGAGCUGCGCGCGCGCAAGGAUGGGCAGGUCGUCACCGUCGGCAUCGGCGGACCCACCGGUUCUGGCAAGACCAGUUUGGCGGAGAAGGUGGCGUCGGUCCUUGGGUGCGUCGUGAAUGUCUCCAUGGAGGACUACCGCACGGGAGCUGGUGGCGACGACGGCAACAGCGACAUCGAUGCCAUCGAUUUCGACGCACUCGCGCGCAACCUUCAGGAUCUUGUAAAGGGUAACGAUACGAUGGUGCCGCUCGUUGAUUUUCAAGAGAAGAAGCGUACAGGAUGGAGGCAACUGAAGAUUUCUUCAUCUGGAGUGGUGAUUGUCGAUGGUGCGUAUGCUCUGCAUUCAACACUAAGAUCAUUGCUUGAUAUCCGGGUUGCUGUGGUUGGUGGCGUUCAUUUUAGCCUGCUCUCUAAAGUUCGGCAUGAUAUUGGAGAUUCUUGCUCAUUGGACUAUCUAAUCGACAGCAUAUUUCCAUUGUUUAGGAAGCACAUUGAGCCAGACCUGCAUCAUGCACAAAUUAGGAUUGAUAACAGCUUUGUCUGUUCAUUCCGAGAACCUUACUACAAGAUAAAGUGCAAAAAUGAGUCACCAGAUGGCACAAAGUUCUAUUCUUUUGACCAAAAUAAAGCAGAAACUGAGAACUUUAUUGAGAUGUACCUUAGGCCACCUUUUGCUUCUGAAGAAAUGAAGAUCGAUGAUUGGAUUAAAGUUAGACAAUGUGGAAUAAGAUACUACUUAUCUCUUGGAGACCAGAGGAUUGUUGACAAAUACUUCAUAAUUCGUCCAAAAGCUGAGUUUGAGGUUGGACGGACAACUCUUGGAGGAUUGUUGGCCUUGGGAUACAGUGUUGUUGUUAGCUUUAAACGUACAAGCACGUCUGUCAAUAGAGAUCAAUUACUGAUAGCGGCAGAGACCAUCGACACCCUAAAUGAGACCUUUUUGGUGUUAAAAGGCCCAAGUAGAAAGAUUGUUGCAGCAGAAGCUUCCAAGCUUGGUAUAAAGGGACCAUGGAUCACAAAGUCAUACCUAGAAAUGAUAUUGGAUAGCAAAGGGGUUCCACGACUCAAUACACCGCCACCAGUCUCUAGCACACUUCUAACUGAAAGCCAAGAAAAGAAAAUUGCUGCACCUAAACCAAUUCGUGUUUCUGCCAAAAAUGUAAAUCUUGAUGAUUUGAUGCAACCGUGGACGAGAUCCCCGCCCAAAAAGUUGGAGCAGGAACAUGUUCUGGCAAAAUGGCAGUUUAUCCCAGAUUCUUCUUCAAGAUGUAAUGUCCAGCUAGCUCCUCUGCCAGAUUCUUAUGACUUGGAUAGGGGCCUCCUUCUAUCAGUUCAGGCAAUUCAGGCAUUGUUAGAGAACAAAGGAUAUCCUGUCAUUGUUGGGAUUGGUGGUCCUAGUGGAUCAGGAAAGACAAGUUUAGCUCAGAAGAUGGCAAAUAUAAUUGGCUGUGAAGUUGUAAGCUUGGAAAGUUAUUACAAGCCUGAACAAGUGAGAGAUUACAAGUAUGAUGAUUACAGCUCAUUGGACAUUGCUUUGUUGACUAAGAACAUUAUGGAAAUCAGAAAUAGUCAUAAGGCGGAAGUUCCUUCCUUCGACUUUGAAAAUUUCAGCAGAAAGGGGUUCAAGGAGCUUCAAGUCUCUGAGGAAAGUGGAGUGGUAAUCUUUGAAGGUGUCUAUACUUUACAUCCUGCUAUAAGGAAAUUGUUGGAUUUGUGGAUUGCAGUUGUUGGUGGAGUUCAUUCACACCUUAUCGCAAGAAUACAGAGAGACAAGAAUCGUGCUGGCUUUUCUAUUUCCCAGACUGAAAUCAUGACCACCGUGUUUCCACUGUUUCAGCAAUACAUCGAACCACAUCUUGUCCAUGCUCAUCUUAAGAUUCAGAAUGAUUUUGAUCCUGUGCUCUCUCCUGAAAGCUCACUUUUUGUGUUAAAAAGUAAAAAACAGGUGUCCUACCAAGACAUACUGAAGGUACUAGAUGCUAGUAAAGUCUGCAGUUCUGUCCAGAACUUUACUGAUGUGUACUUAAGGCUUCCUGGCGUACCAUUUAAUGGACAGCUCACAGAAGGCGAGUGUAUCCGGGUCAGAAUUUGUGAAGGAAGAUUUGCACUGUUAAUACGAGAGCCUAUACGGGAAGGAAAUUUUAUUAUCCAGCCAAAGGUUGAUUUUGAUAUCAGUGCCAGCACUGUGGCAGGGCUUCUUAAGCUUGGUUACAAAGCUGUUGCAUAUAUUGAAGCUUCUGCUGUGAUUUACCAAGAUGGAAAGAUUUUAAUAGAAGUUGACCACCUACAAGGCGUGGCGACUCCAUAUCUUCAAAUUAAAGGGACAAAUAAAGACAUAGUUUCCUCUGCUGGUUCUGCACUCAGUUUGGAUGGUUCAUACACAACAAAGAGCUAUCUUCAAAUUAUUUUGGAGAGCUUACCAGCUGAUGAAAAUGUUUCGGUUGGUAUUCACAAUCAACAAGCUGCAAGGCUGCAGGAACUGGUUGAGUUCAUCCAGUCUCAGGGAGGGAGCUUCAAUUCAGAUUCGUCUUCACCUAUGCGAGAAAUUUCUUCGACAGAUAGUGUUCUUGAUGAUAUGCAAUCCAGGAUAAGGAAGCUUGAGAGAUGGAAUACAAUAAAUAUGGUAUUGUGGACUAUAUUACUAUCUGCUCUUGUUGGAUAUUCGCUUUACCAAAAAAGACGUCACUGACUAAGUGAUAUGGUUGACCUCGACUGAACAAUGAUUAAUUUUGCUUUGAGCAGUGAUCCAAAAGGUUUGAAAAAUGACACUAGGUUUGCAAUUGCUCUUUCAGAAAGUUGCAUAUUGAUACUAUCUUCUAUAAAUUUGAAGGGUUUUUUGGGGAAACGCUGCGGUGAUGUUUCGGUACUGAUGAUACGGAUCAUUUGAUAGUUUUACUGGUAGGGUAGGACAUACAAUUCAUGGUGUUUGCUGAACUGAAGAAAAUCAUGCACACCACAGGCACAAAGUAGCUUAGGUGAAGUCCUAAAACAAAUAGCAUUCCUAACUGUAACUACUGAUCUGAGACAUGCGAGGUGAUGGCCACCCGCUUUCCAUCCCAAAUGCAUGUUUUUCAGCUUGAUGACUCCAUGUCUGAAAUAACAGCUGGAGAAAAGGAAAACCCUAAUGCUGAAUGUUUAAUUCGUAUAAUCUUUUUCAUGUUCAUCUUCGCUUAAAAGUGCCUUCUACUUUUUUGUUUUUCAAAUAUUCUUUUUUGUGCAUUGUAUAGGUAGGUAGUGCUUAGAAUGUGAAUUUUUCUUGUUUCAUUGUAUGUGUCAUUGCCUGUGAAAUUUCUAAGAUUUUUGUAUGAUUCUUGAUUCAGGUCACUGGUUGAACAAAAUCUUAUGAAAAUCUGUUUUGCCCUUUGAAUUAUGACCGAGUUUGAGUAAACCCUCCUUACAAAACUCGAUAACCACGCCCCCAAACUCUAAAAUAACUGGAUAAAUUACUCCCAUUGAUCAUUUCAAAAUGGUUUUUAAGGUUGUUUUGUUAAUGUGUGCCAAUGGACCCCACAUGUCAUAUUCCACCUGACAGAAUUAUAAUCUUUUUAGGGGUUUUUUCACAAGAUUUUUAUAGUAAAGCACUUAAGGGUGUUCCAUAAGAUUUCGUAUCGAAAAAAUUAGUGGUUGAUUUCUCACAAGCGGGGCUCGUGGCCUGGCUGCUAGUGGCCAUGGCCAUAGGUGUGGCCUUGGGUAAGCUAAGGACUAUGCCGUUGCUGGGUUGGCCCGUGACGAGGUGUGCCUACCAGCUUUAGGGCUAGUUUGGGAGCCCAUAUUCCCGGCCUUUUCCCGGCUUUUUCCCCGGGUUGGCAAUCCACGUGGGAAUCGCUCCCGGCCCAAUUUUCCCCACCGUUUGGAAGCCCACCCGCAGGGGGGGGGGCGCAACCCGACCCCACCGUUUUCCCCGGGGACCGCAUCCGGGCGUCGCCAGCCGUCCUCCUCCUCGUCCAGGUGCCGCCGGCCGUCCUCCUCCACCGCCGCUCCAUCCUCGUCGCUGCUCCGCCUCCCCGUUGGCUGCAACACUCCCGCCCCCUCGGAGGUCUCGAUCUACAGCCGUCUCUCUAGCUCGGUCGUCUCUACCUCGUCUUCCUCAGCACCCAUCUUGCUGCCUUCAAGGACGUCAUCUCCAAGAUCCACUACGAGAUUAUUGUCUCCUAACUUUUUUGGAUCAGGAAGCCAAAACUAGAUAGCAGAUUGUGUUGUCAGUAGUUGGGUUGGAUAAUAGCUUAGCCUUAGCCUGAUUUUCAUUGACUCUGUUGAUGAUGUAGAGGAUUUUGGUUGCUCUUUUUUCCCCUUCUGAUUGUUGAUGUAGAGAACCAAUUAGAUAGUGAAUCUUGUAGCAUUAACUUUGGUUUGCAAUCUAUGCUUAUUUUAGCUA
Messenger RNA from Panicum virgatum (switchgrass), 4638 nucleotides. RefSeq lists its product as uncharacterized. Gene Ontology annotation, cellular component: cytoplasm. The transcript has 27 exons. The coding region runs from base 82 to 2952 and encodes 956 amino acids. Gene Ontology annotation, molecular function: ATP hydrolysis activity; ATP binding; kinase activity. The record is from RefSeq and is a predicted model, not a curated record. NCBI's taxonomy places the organism in Eukaryota, Viridiplantae, Streptophyta, Magnoliopsida, Poales, Poaceae.